Molecule: messenger RNA, 498 nt
Organism: Gekko japonicus
Lineage: Eukaryota; Metazoa; Chordata; Lepidosauria; Squamata; Gekkonidae
Product: protein transport protein Sec61 subunit beta-like
Exons: 2
Coding region: 1-240 (79 amino acids)
Biological process (GO): intracellular protein transport
Cellular component (GO): Sec61 translocon complex
Source: RefSeq, a predicted model, not a curated record
AUGCAUGAGUCAUUGGUGCAUUUUCAACUGCUGACUUUUUUACACUACAGAAAAAAUGCUAGCUGUGGAACAAGGAGUGCAGGCCGUACGACAUCUGCAGGCACAGGGGGAAUGUGGAGAUUCUAUACAGAGGAUUCUCCUGGCCUUAAAGUCGGUCCUGUUCCAGUUCUCGUAAUGAGUCUUCUCUUUAUUGCAUCUGUAUUUAUGUUGCACAUCUGGGGCAAAUACACACGCUCGUAAUUUGGCUAGUCCAUCAGCCAACUGGAAAACUACAAUUCGGACCAAAAGUAUGAUAGAUUUUCAGGUUUCUUUCCCCUUAGAAUGUAUUUGGUACACGCUUCUAGACCUGUUGAAGAGGAGUCCCUCCUUUGUUUGGCUCUGCUGUCGAAUGGACUCAUAAGCUUCCCACUUAGGGGUUUUGAUUCCUUUCUGUCACGGGCCAUGCUGUCCGCAUAUACGCCCUUGCAGUUGGUCUCAUUAAAAUUUGUAUAAACGCUG